CAAGUCAUCCGUUGUGGGGCACGUGGUGACCGUUAAAUUUCGCGGGUGGCGGGGUAAGGCGGGGCUGGAUGGGGAAGGUCAUCGCAGAUUUCAACGACGGGAGGCCGGACUCUGUCCGAUACAGGACCUGUCACCGAUGUUAAAGGGAUGCUGAUGGAAUCUAUUUGAUUGUCUCAUCGCAUUGACUCUUUCACGUCGUCACUUCUCUGCCCAAAAUUUCUUCUCCAAGCGUGGCACCAGAUCAACCCCAACAAAAUCUAGACAGCAAAAUGGCGGCGAUACAGCACCCGGAGAGCAGGGUGCUGAUUAUUAUGACCGGAGGCACGAUAUGUAUGAAGGAGAGUCCGCAGGGUUUAGUUCCUGCGACGGGGUUUAUGGAUGAGGCGAUGAGGCCAAGGCCGAGCUUUAAUGAUGGGAGCAUAUGCGAACCACUACCAGUAAUCAUCAAUGACAAAACCACCGAGUACCGCCCAUCCCUCCGAACCCCAAUCUCCAAGUACUCCCGCCACGUCCGCUACGCCCUCUACGAAUUCCCCGUCCUUCUCGACUCCUCCUCCAUCUCCUCCGCCGGCUGGUCCCAAAUCGCCUCCUGCAUCCAAAGCAACUACGCCCUCUACGACGGCUUCGUAAUCCUCCACGGCACAGACAGUCUCGCCUACACCGCUUCAGCACUCUCAUUCAUGAUCUCCGCCCUCGGCAAACCCGUCAUCCUAACAGGCUCCCAAGCCUCAAUCUUCGCUCUCCAAUCCGACGCCGUCGAUAACCUCCUCGGCGCCCUCAUCAUAGCAGGUACCUUCCUCAUUCCAGAAGUCUGCCUCUUCUUCCAUCGCACCCUCUACCGCGGUAACCGCACUACUAAGAUCUCCGCCACUGCUUUCGAUGCCUUCGGCUCCCCGAACUGCGAGGCUCUCGCCCGCGUCACUGGUAUUGGAAUCGAUGUGAACUGGGCGCUCAUCCACCGCGCCACUGCUCUAAAGCGCUUCAACGUUCAAUUCGCCCUCGACACCGCUCACGUGGCCUGUCUGCGCAUCUUCCCUGGUAUCACCCCUGCGCUGCUUGACUCCGUUCUCAAAGUCCCAGGUCUGCACGGCUUGAUCCUCGAGACAUUCGGUGCAGGCAACGCACCCUCGGGACCAGAUGGCGCGUUCAUCGACGUCAUCAAGGCAGCUAUUGGGCGUGGUAUCGUUAUCGUCAGCGUCUCGCAGUGCCGCUCUGGUACCGUUUCGCCUCUAUACGAACCCGCCACCAUCCUAGGUAAUGCCGGUGUCGUCUUCGGACACGACUUGACCACCGAGGCUGCGCUGACGAAGCUCUUCUUCCUCCUCGCGCUGCCUGGUCUUUCAUACGACGAGAUCGUGCGCCAGAUGUCCAUCCCGCUGCGUGGUGAGAUGACGGCACUCCCAUCCAAGCACCAGUUCGCACAUCUCCCACUCCUUGAUCUUGGUGCGUCCCUGUCGACUGAGCAGGUCAGGUUCACGGAGUUGGGAUACGCGAUUGCGGCGGGAGAGUUGGAUAAGAUCAAGUCGAUGCUAGAUUCAGAGUCGCAUGUAUUGCUGCUUGCGAGGGAUUAUGCAGAGAAUACUGCGCUGCAUCUUGCAGCUGUCAGUGGAGAAGUUGAAGUUGUGAGAGAGCUGUUGAGAAGGGGUGCUAGCGUGCAUGAGAGGAAUGCGGCGGGGAAUACUCCUCUUGGGUUGGCAGACAAGGCGGGUAGGUUGCAGAAUGCGGCAUUGUUGAAGGAAGCUGGGGCGUUGCUCCAUAUUGAGGAGAAGGAGAGGGCGGAGUUAGAUGGUGAGGUUUAGAUCGCAAAGGGGAUUCUAGAAUUGCCGUCUUCAGACAAAUAGUAUCAUAAUAACACAUAGAGUAGGGUUGGAUCAGG
This is a messenger RNA of Pseudogymnoascus verrucosus, 1876 nucleotides long. RefSeq lists its product as uncharacterized. The record is from RefSeq and is a predicted model, not a curated record. The transcript is spliced from 2 exons. Lineage: Eukaryota; Fungi; Ascomycota; Leotiomycetes; Thelebolales; Thelebolaceae. Bases 270 to 1799 code for a protein of 509 amino acids. Gene Ontology annotation, molecular function: asparaginase activity; protein binding.